CCAGCCAGCACGGGCAGCACGCCGGCCGAGGCAGCAACACCACCGGCACGGCCCGCGCGUCGCCGCGCGUCGCGUCCACGCCAGACAAACCUGUUUCGGAGGUUUGCCCGGACCAGCCGAACGAGUGUCGCGAACGCUGUCCCCAUUCCCCGGCGGAUUCCUGCCUGGAAAAGAAAAGCCCCACCGCCGGCAAGGAGUGCGCCACCCCGUCCGCGAGUGUGUGAGUGGGCGUGUGUGUGUGUGUGUGUGACCCAGGACAAGAGCGUCUUGUUUGUGAGUGUGUGUGCGUGCCCUGUUGGUGGAUUACUGCGGCGCGGGCGGCCGUCCCGGUCACUUUCACGCUACUUGAUCUAACAGACUUUUGGAGGCCUCUAGUCCGGUGCUGACUGCUAUAAGGUAGUUAGGGUGGAGUGGAUGACUGUUCGACGGCGACGGCGGCAACAACCAAAUAAAACAUGAAAAAGGAGAUUCCGAUGGGGUGCGGCGUGAGCUGGGUGGACGAAUGGCUGACGCGGAACUUCUUCCGCGUGGGGCUGUUCGUGGGCCGCCACCCCGGCUACUUCAUCAUCGUGCCGGUGCUGCUGACGGCGCUCUGCAUGACAGGCUACCAGCGCAUGCGCUACGAGAUGGACCCCGAGUACCUGUUCUGCCCCAUCAGCGGCGCGGCCAAGGACGAGCGCGCUAUCGUCGAGAACUUCUUCAAGACCAACUACAGCUCUAGGUUCAACGUGGGCAGGAUAACGCGGCCGGGUCGGUUCGGGCGGGUGAUCGCCAUCCCGCGGCACGGCGACGACAUGCUGAAGCGCGAGAUCUGGGAGGAGCUGCGCAUGCUGGACGACCUGAUCCGCAACGCCACGGUGCCCUGGAGCGGCGAGGGCGGCGACUUCCAGUACGAGCAGGUGUGCGCGCGCUGGCAGGACAACUGCUUCACCAACGACAUCCUCAACCUGGACCACGUCAUCGACGAGGUCGAGAAUCGGUCGCUGCUGCUGACGUUCCCCAUCAUGUUCAACCCCGUGACGUGGGACGCGCACGCCUUCCCGGUGUACUUCGGCGGCUCCGAGGUGGACGGCGAGGGGCUGAUCCAGCGCGUGCCGUCCGUGCAGCUGGUGUACUUCGCCAAGGCGGACAACAAGGGCCAGGACGCCAAGGGCGCCGCAUGGGAGGAGCGCUUCCUGGAGGUGGUGGGCGAGGCCGACGAGCACCUCUUCCAGCACAUCUCGGUGGCGCGCUUCGCCAGCCGCACGCUGGACAUCGAGCUGGAGCGGAACACCCGGUCCAUCGUGCCCUUCUUCUCGUCCACGUUCGCCAUCAUGGCCAUCUUCUCGGUCAUCACGUGCAUGAUGACGGACUGGGUGCGCUCCAAGCCCUGGCUGGGGCUGCUGGGCAACGUGUCGGCCGGCAUGGCCACGCUGGCCGCCUUCGGGCUCGCCAUGUACCUGGACUUCGAGUUCAUCGGCAUCAACCUGGCCGCCCCCUUCCUCAUGAUCGGCAUUGGUAUCGACGACACGUUCGUGAUGCUGGCCGCGUGGCGCCGCACGCCCGUGACCAUGUCGGUGCCGGAGCGCAUGGCGCACACGCUGUCCGACGCGGCCGUGUCCAUCACCAUCACCUCCGUGACGGACAUCGUGUCCUUCUUCAUCGGCAUCAUCUCGCCGUUCCAGUCCGUGCGCAUCUUCUGCAUCUACUCCGGUUUCGCCGUCUGCUUCACCUUCGUCUGGCACCUGACCUUCUUCUCGGCCUGCAUGUCUCUGUCCGGCUACCGCGAGCAGUACAACCGGCACGCGCUGACGGGCUGCAAGGUGGUGCCAAGAUCCCUGGCCAAGAAAAAGAACAUCCUGUACCGCGCCUUCUGCGCCGGCGGCCACAACCCCGAGGACCCCAACAACCCCGAGGACAACAAGGAGCACGCCGGCAUGAGUUUCUUCCGCGACACCCUGGCCAGCUGGCUGAACCGCUGGCCCGUCAAGGUGCUGGUGCUGCUGGUGUUCGGCGCCUACCUGGCCGGCGCGUGCUACGGCAUCACCACCAUGGAGGAGGGCCUGCAGCGCCGCAAGCUGUCGCACGCCUCGUCCUACUCCAUCGAGUUCUACGACCGCGAGGACUUCUACUUCCGCGAGUUCCCGUUCCGCAUUCAGGUGGUGGUCUCCGGCGAGUACAACUACUCGGACCCGAUCAUUCAGGCGCAGAUGGAAAACCUGACGCAGACCUUGGAGAACUCGACGUACAUCUCGUCGCCGCUGUACACGGAGUCGUGGCUGAGGUCCUUCCUGGGCUACGUGACACGCAACCAGGACUACCUGAACGCCACCAUCGACAACGAGAAGGACUUCAUCGCCUCCCUCAAGGAGCUGUGGCUGUUCCCCGCCAACCCCUUCUCCCUGGACGUCAAGUUCAACGAGGCCGGUGACCGCAUCAUCGCCUCGCGCUUCCUCAUCCAGGCCGUCAACGUGACCGACACGAACCAGGAGAAGGACAUGGUGAUCAACCUGCGCCGCAUCUGCGCCGAGUCGCCGCUCAACGCCUCCGUGUUCCACCCGUACUUCGUCUUCUUCGACCAGUUCAUGUUGGUGCGGCCCACCACCAUCCAGUGCAUGAUCAUCGGCGCCAUCAUCAUGAUGGUCAUCUCGUUCAUCUUCAUCCCCAACAUCCUGUGCAGCCUGUGGGUCGCCUUCUCCAUCAUCUCCAUCGAGGUCGGCGUGGCGGGCUACAUGUGCCUGUGGGACAUCCACCUGGACUCCAUCUCCAUGAUAAACCUCAUCAUGUGCAUCGGCUUCUCCGUGGACUUCACGGCCCACAUCUGCUACGCGUACAUGUCCUCCAAGGCGCGCACGUCGGAGGAGCGGGUACGGGAGUGCCUGCACUCGCUGGGCCUGCCCAUCUUCCAGGGCGCCACCUCCACCAUCCUGGGCAUCAUCGCGCUCGUGCUCGCCGACAGCUACAUCUUCCUCGUGUUCUUCAAGAUGGUGUUCAUGGUCAUCUUCUUCGGCGCCAUGCACGGCCUGUUCCUGCUGCCCGUGCUGCUGUCCAUCUUCGGCCCCGGUGCCUGCUCGGGCGGGGCCAACGACGACGACGACGUGGACCCCAAGUCCGCCGUGGAGAAGACGUUCCCGCACCCGUACUGCAUCCCGCACCCGUCGCUGCACCCCACGCAGCUGCAGGUGCCGCACAAGGGCAACGGCCACGCCCCCGCCUUCGGCAUCCCGCUGCCGGGGCUGCCCAGCUUGCCGUCGCACCUGGGCAUGCUGGAGAAGGACAUGGGGCUGGGCACCUCCGGGGAGGACUCGAGCGAGGCCAGCUCGUCCAAGUCGCAGCGCCGCCGCGCCGCCCAGGCCGAGGAGGACGAGCGCCAGCGCCGGAAGUACGUCGAGGGCUGGCGCAAGACGUCGGCGCUGCCCAUGCAGCCGCUGCAGACCCAGAUGCGGCACUACCAGCCGCGCCACAUGGACGUGUACAACAACAGCGGCUACCUCAGCGACGAGGACCGGCACGUCCGCAGCCGCAGGGACUCCAGGGGCUACCGGGGGUCGCCGUCGAGCCACCCGGGCCUCCAGGGCCAGCGGCAGCCCAGACCGCCGCCGGCGCAGUUCCAGCCCGGGCCGCCUGCCAACUUCCGCUACGGCGGCGACAUGAAGUUCCCCUGACCCUGAUUCCUGCAUGUAGUGCAGCGGUGCAGCAGUGCAACGUGGUGUCGCGUUUUGUUACUUACGGACCGGAGACCCCACGCUUCUCCCGGCGGAUGGCGGCCACACUGCUCGGUGCUGAGGCUGCCUGGAGCGGCCGGCACGCGACCCGAGCGUGGUCCAUGAUGGCUGCGUAGUCAAGCGACACCGUCAAUAGUUAUUUUUCGCCGCCGGUCCCAUUUUCUUAAUGGAAGUGUCAAGGCUCCUCGUGCGGUGUUCGUUUCCAAACGAAUGCCCCCUUGGAUUUUGAACUGUCUGAAUUAUCUUGGCCAAAGUCUACAUUUUUUCAUUGUUUUGCCAUAGUCAUUCACGUUUACAUGUUUUAACUCCUGAUUUUUAUUCUAUUUUGACCAGAGACAUUUUUCUUAUUGUUUGGAAUAGUUAUAACAAACGUCGCAUUAGAAAAGAAAUGUGUUGAUGAAAUCAGGGAAAAGUGUCCUUGGCUAUUUAAAUUAUUCUUCAUUGGCUCUUUGUGAAUAGAUUUUUAGAAUAUAACAAAUUUAGUGAUUUAAUUAUUUUGAUACAGAUUUUAUUUUCAAUGGACAGUGCCAUUAAAUCAAUAUUAGCUUAUUUCUUUCUUGUAUGGAUUGAAAAAGAAACAUUCUUUUGUUGUUUCAUGGUACUACAACUUCUAAACCCCGUGCCAGUGACUUCUGCUCAUUGAUAGGAAAUAAUUUUAACAAUCUUGCAUUCUGUUCGAAAAAAAAAAGUUCAUCCUCAACUGCUAAGUCAUAGGUGCAACAUCAGUAGAGUAAAACUCUUAAACGACUUUGUUACCAACUAGUAUUUCAUUAGAACAAGGACACUGCCGCCUUUAUGUCCCUGCAUAGAUUUAGUAUUUUAUGAAUUUCUCAGACUAAUUAUUUUAUUGAGACUGCAGCUUAUACCCCACUCUUGUUGUUUAACGACUUGUUGUGUGACAUUUUUUUUUUUUUUUUUUGUCAAGUUGAAGUGUAUUCAUUGCACUAUGCUCAAUGUUCCCACGGAAGAAGACUUAUCUUUUUGUUCUCAUUGUAUAUUGAUACCUCUCUUUUGUAAAAGUUUAACUGAGCUCAUGAAAUAGCCAUUGUGAGGUAUGUUUUGAAGCGUGAUGUUUUUAAAGUUUAUUCUUAUCUCAGGUAAAAAAAAAACAAUUUGAGAGCUAUUACAAUGGACUUUUAUUAGAACCAAUGAUUUGCAUUCUUGAUAAACAUGUGAUAUUGCAAUGGGCUGCUUUGUAGGAUGUUACAAUUUUGUCUCAAUAUAAAUAUGUUAAAAUAAAUUUUGUUAUGUGUGUGCCUGUGUGUGUAUUCUCCUUGUGGGGAUUAUAAGUCAAAUGCUCAAUUUGUUGAUUGCUUGAAUGUGUGUGUUUUUAACAAAUGUAAAUAAAUAAUAUUGAAUAAGUCAUUGAGUAACAUGCCUGUAAGAAUGAAUGGUCUGUGAGUGUGUGUGUGUGUGUGUGUGUGUAGGUGUGUUUGUGUGUGUAUGUGUGUGUGCGCGUGUUGAUCAGUUAGUUUUGUAGAUUGUAAAUAAAGCAAAAGUAACUUUAUUAUCA
This is a messenger RNA of Thrips palmi, 5217 nucleotides long. It is a transcript of the gene Ptr, whose product is annotated as patched domain-containing protein 3. The coding region runs from base 456 to 3644 and encodes 1062 amino acids. The transcript is spliced from 13 exons. The record is from RefSeq and is a predicted model, not a curated record. Gene Ontology annotation, cellular component: cytoplasmic vesicle membrane; plasma membrane. Lineage: Eukaryota; Metazoa; Arthropoda; Insecta; Thysanoptera; Thripidae.